Molecule: messenger RNA, 1093 nt
Organism: Mixia osmundae IAM 14324
Lineage: Eukaryota; Fungi; Basidiomycota; Mixiomycetes; Mixiales; Mixiaceae
Exons: 4
Coding region: 198-827 (209 amino acids)
Source: RefSeq, a predicted model, not a curated record
UUGCCACUCGAGCCAGUUGAUGCAUGAUGUUGUAUAUUGACCGCUGCGAUCCCUUUCAAGUCUGAAAGCAUCAUGCCCUGGCCAUCGUCUCAGAGUGUUGUCAGCUGCCUCCUCAGACACUAGCGGACAAACGACCAAGGGGUCAGACAGGUCGACAGGCGCCCUUUCUUGUGCCUCAUAUCGUACAGCUUUCAGAGAUGUCUGCAGUGGCGCAGAUGAUUGUUCUAUUGCUCUUUGCGCUCAUGCUCAGCAUCACAGCGUCACCGGUCCAGGAGAUUGGCAAGGAGCUCUCGGAACGAUCAGUGCUGGCUGGUCACUUCUUCACGCUUCACUACGGAGCAGUAGGAGCUUGCUCAGUCUCUGCUCUCCAUCAAUGGGAUCCCGUGCACAGCAUACAAGUGUCCGUCCAGCAAACGAUCACCUUUAGGGUUUCGAUCAAGCCAGGUGAACGCCCUGUCUGCGUCAAAGGUCCCUGCCAAAAGGUCACUGGCCUCGGUCACUACGCUGAAAGCAGGCAAGCCUAUUGGCUUGAAAAUGUCGACGGAAGCCUGGGCGUCACGUGGAAUGGUUAUGCCGGCUGUUGCGAUGUGUUCUAUUUUAUCUACUUCUAUCUCAACCCUCACACUGGGGAGGGCGAGAUCGACCCGAUGCAGCAAGGUGAAUUCUUCGGAGAGUGCGUCGAAGAUCGAAAGACACCGGACGGUCGUUUGUGCGCUGAUGUCCUCAAACCAACCGGAGGCGGACUCUUCUUCCAACCUUGUCUGCAAACGAGAACAGUCAAAACGCGUAUCACUUCAACGCCUUAUUAUGCGUCGUCUAGCUCUUAAGCUUGGUUGUGAUGUUCGACGCGGUUGCAGGUCUCCUCAUUCUGGUACCUCGCGAGAUGCAACGAUAACGCUUCAAUUCCUUCGCGUCGCAGGGGGACGCCGAUCGCAACGGACCCUGUCCUGAUGUCCUUGCUUUCGUAGUCCCUCUACUAUACUCUUGAACACGACACAAUGCUCGUUUUGUUGACUUUCCUGCUGAUAUCCAUCAGCUUGGCCGCAGCAUCGCCAGUGACGUCCACUCCGGCAUCGGAAAUGAGUGAACGAGC